Molecule: messenger RNA, 1170 nt
Organism: Medicago truncatula (barrel medic)
Lineage: Eukaryota; Viridiplantae; Streptophyta; Magnoliopsida; Fabales; Fabaceae
Product: stem-specific protein TSJT1
Exons: 4
Coding region: 220-972 (250 amino acids)
Source: RefSeq, a predicted model, not a curated record
UAGUGCUUCAUCCUAGCCACCUCAUACAAUAAUCCAUAUUUAAUCCUUAUCAUCAUCAUUACAUAAUUAUUAAUAUCUUUUGACCGAAAUUACCUUAAUUUGUCAGUUUCAACCUCUAAUCAAUCUUAAUUACUGUUUUUAAAAAAAUUACAAAAACAAAACACUCUCUUUAUUCAUUGCAUUCAGUUUGAGAAUCUCAAUUUGAAAGAAACAGCAAAAAUGUUGGCAGUUUUCUCAAAAUCUGUUGCCAAAAGUCCAGAGGGUUUACAGAGUCCAGAAUCAAACUCAGUUUCAUCACUCAAAGAUGCUUUUUUAGCUCAACAUUUUGAGUCUCUUAACCCUUCUUCUGUUACCCUUAAUCUUGCUUCUUCUGCUCUCUUAGCUUAUUCUCUUCACAAAAACAACCCUUUACUCCCAAGGCUGUUUGCGGUUGUGGAUGACAUCUUCUGCUUGUUUCAAGGCCACAUUGAUAAUGUUGCUAAUCUUAAACAACAAUAUGGAUUGAACAAAACAGCUAAUGAGGUGACCAUUAUCAUAGAGGCUUACAGGACUCUGAGAGAUCGUGGUCCCUAUCCUGCUGAUCAAGUUGUGAGAGAUUUCCAAGGCAAAUUUGCAUUUAUCCUGUUUGAUAGCAGUUCGCAAACCGCGUUUGUUGCUUCUGAUGUCGACGGAAGUGUUCCCUUCUUCUGGGGAAUUGAUGCUGAUGAAAAUCUAGUUCUUUCAGACGACACCGAGAUUGUUAGUAAGAGCUGUGGCAAAUCUUAUGCACCAUUCCCAAAAGGAUGCUUUUUUACAACAUCUGGAGGUUUGAGGAGUUUCGAGCAUCCACUUCACGAGUUGAAGCCGGUACCAAGAAUUGAUAGCUCUGGUGAGGUGUGUGGUUCAACAUUCAAAGUGGAUGCUGAUACUAAGAAGGAAGCAACUGGCAUGCCAAGAGUUGGUAGUGCUGCUAAUUGGUCUUCUAAUUACUGAUUUUGUAAACUCUAUUUUGUUUGAACUACUACAACAUCAUUUGUUCCUGUUAUAAUCUGGUGAGGCUAACAAUCACAUUGAGAUGAUACUUUCUUGGCACAUAUGAUGUAAUAAUAUCGACUUUCGCUCUUGGAUCGGAUACCGAGUUUUAAACAAAAAUAUCGAUUUUCAGUGUUUUUUUUUCCUUUCUUUCUGAAA